Rhizopus microsporus ATCC 52813 is the source of this 1011-nucleotide messenger RNA. RefSeq lists its product as uncharacterized. Lineage: Eukaryota; Fungi; Mucoromycota; Mucoromycetes; Mucorales; Rhizopodaceae. The transcript has a single exon. The record is from RefSeq and is a predicted model, not a curated record. Bases 45 to 794 code for a protein of 249 amino acids.
UAAGUUUUGGAACUUUUUUUCUUUCUUUCUUUAAAAUUGGAAACAUGUCUUCAUUACUUUCUUUUCAGCUUCGUCAACAACAACAACAACAGCAUCAGGAGGACCAGAGUGGUAUUCCUUCUCCACCUAAUUCCUUUUGUGGUGAAGAGCAGUCUAAUACGAUACCCAAAAUAGUUGUAGAACGCAGAGACUCUUUGCAGACAGUCUUUAAUGAUAUGUGCAUCAGAGAAUAUUCAGCUUCCUUACCUGAAAAUUAUACAAUCGAACAUACAGCACACCGUAGAGCUUCUCAUGCUGCUUCAACCGCUACAGCAGCUGCUACGGGUGGCUUAACCAUACGCAAUAACCGUAGACAGUCCGAUGCAUUUAUUAAAAGAAAGAAUCGUGGACUUUCAGAGUCUUAUAAUAACGGGCAGUAUAGAUGUAAUGAAUGUGGAAAGUCUUAUAAACAUCCAAACUGCUUGCAAAAACACAAGUGGGAGCAUUCUGAAGAGUGGGAACUUACUAAGAAAUUCCCCUUAACCAAACAUCAGCAAGUUCAAAUGCUCGAAGCAGCAGCUAUUUUAAUCAAUAUGGACCGUAGAGCAAAAGGCCUUAAUGAACAGCAACAAGUAGAUAAGGAAGAAGAAGAAGAAGAAGAAAUAGAAAUAUUUAGAGUAGACGAUGAAGAAGUGAACCAGCAUAUGGUUAAGAUAGAAGAUGAAGAAGAUGAUGAAUCGAUAGUGAUUGAUGACGAAGAAGAAGAAGAGAAAGAAAGGUCGCAAUCACCAGAAAUCUUUAUGGAUGAUAUUUAAUUCAUAUUGACUGUAAAGCAAUAUUUAUUGUAUUGUAUUUUCUUUAAACAACAAUGGUUGGGAAAGAAAAAUCAAAUAUUUAUAUCCCCGCUUAAAGUGUAAGUGUACCUUUAUAUUUCCAAUAAUAAACAGAGAACUCUCGAAACAUGGGCAGAAUGAUAAAAAUACAUGAAAAUACGUGUUCUCUUUCUGUACCCUCUUUUCAUUUCUCCUCUCA